Striga asiatica is the source of this 2407-nucleotide messenger RNA. The record is from the annotation of a GenBank genome assembly. NCBI's taxonomy places the organism in Eukaryota, Viridiplantae, Streptophyta, Magnoliopsida, Lamiales, Orobanchaceae.
GUUCAAUAGUAGUGUACAAGGAGUUAGGAAAUUUGUCCUAUGAAAUUUGGGGGCGUAAAUUAAAUGGACCUUUGCCUUAACUAUCCCAUCUAUUCCAGGUUCGCUUAUUUUGCUGAUCCAUCGUUCAGCUAAUUUUUCUUAAACCCCUGCCGGUACUUUCUUAAUUAGAGAGCUUUUUCUUUUGUUGACUGAGCCACGGGAUGUCGUUGCUGGGAGACGACGGCAGGGGCUACGAGCUGGCGCGGAAGCUUGAGAGCCACGGUGUGUGGCGGUCCUGGCUUGGCGACGCCCUCUACUCCAACUUCAUCCCUUCCCUCUCGUCGCCGGCCACUUGGGAAGCUUUCAUGCGAGCCGACGACUCGAAGACGAAGUCUCAGAUCUGCCUCCAGCUUCGCGCUCGCGCUCUGCUUUUUGAUAAAGCUUCUGUCUCUCUCUUCGCUCAAUCCGGCCCCCAUGCCUCCGUUUCUAAGCUAAAUCCUAAUUAUUUGGAGUUACAUGGUGAUGAUGUGUAUUUUACUCUGGAAAAUGGUGCACAAGAUGGUGAUCAACGUCAACCAGGCUUGGCUGCAUCAAACUCUACAACAUCCAAGGGGCAUUCCAAGACUUCAAUCGGUGUUGGAUCAAGAUAUAGUGAGUCGGAAGUUGAUGCUGCGUCCCAAAGAUUUAGGCCGGAAGAAUUGCCAGAAACAUGGUAUUCUCAAUUUUUUGAGAAAUACAGGACAAGUAAAUCUUAUACAUUGAUGUUUGGAGAUAGAGAGCAAGAAAGACGAACACCUGAACAGAUGUCGAUUUAUCUCAGACUUCUCGAUAAUCACAAAAGGAGGCGAAUAGCUUUUAAAGAUAACAAUGUUACGGAUUUGCUGUCAAACUCGACAAUUGGCGAUAUUACUGCAGUUGAUGAUAUGCCACUUUUUCCCGAAACAAUGUUUACUUUAAAUUGCGUUCCUGAUAGUGCUGUUCCGCUAACGAGCGGAGUGGAGAACAGGCAGAAAAUGCCGUUCAAUGGGGUUUUGGACAACUUACCUCUGAUAUUGACCAAAAGCCCGGUUAUAAGCCCUAUUAUGAUCGAGAGGCUUGGGAUUAGACCUGAGUAUCUCAAUAUGGAACAAGGACAUCAAACUGGUGGAAAGACAGGGAACAGGAAAUUUAUUUGUCAAGAACAAGCUUCACAAAUGUCACAGAAGGUGAUAGCUCGGUUGUUAACUAAUUUGGGUUUUGAAUCUUCUUCGGACACCCCAUUAGAAGUGAUGGGACAGUUUUUGAGUUGCCAUAUCAUUAAAUUAGGAACCAUCUUGAAGCUCCUCUCUGAUAGUUAUAGAAAGCAGUGCUCCGCCACCGAGUUGCUGAAAAUGUUCCUUCAAACUGCAGGAUAUAGUAACCUGGGGCCUCUGGUGGAACUUAUUAAGGACAACACUAAGAAUGUUGUUCAGCAAACCCAGCAGCAAGCAUUAGGCAUGCAGGCACAGUUGCAAGCCCAGCAGCAACCUUCAAUGUCGAAUUCACAGCAGAUUCUAAGGCAAAUGAGUCCGCAGAUUCAGCAGAUGAAUAACCCGCAGUAUCUUGCGUUCCAGCAGCAGCAGCAAUGGGAAAGGAUGAGAAGGCGGCAACAACAGUCCACUCCUCGUCCAGGCAUGACGAUGAAUGCGAAUAUGAAUAUGAACAACCCUAAUCUAGCUAUGAACAGUGCUGGUAUGCAUAUGAAUGGUGUUAAUAUGAACGUGAAUGACAAGGAGAGGCCUCUGGCGCAAGUUAAGAUGGAAAAUCCACCCGAUUUUCCUAUGGAUGCAAACGCCUUUGCCACAAUGAAUUCGAGGCAUCCUCAGUCGCAAAAUAUGCGUCAACAACAGCUGGCCGCCAUAUCAUCCAUGCAUGCUAAUAAUAAUUCUUUUCGGCCCAUGGCACCUCAUCAAAUUCCACAAAUUCAAUCACCGAACGCUGGCAUGGCGAGGGCUCCGCCUGUGAAAGUCGAAGGAUUUCAGGAGCUGAUGGGUGGGGAUUCUUCAAUGAAACAUGACAUGGAGGAGAACAAACUGCUUUCUCCCCAAAAGUAGUUUGUGGGAUGGAUGCUAACCUGCUGUGAGUACCUUUUAAUGUGAAUGAAAUAGUUGGAUCCAAAUAUUGUUGGUCGUCACUUGUUGUAUAUUGUUUUAAUUUGUGUUGUGCUUUGCACAGUCGAACUAAUGUUUAGAUCGGUUACAAAUGUAUGCGUUAUUGGCAGCUCGUUUUCAGUCUGCUAUACUUUAAUGUAGAAAAACUACUCUGGGUAAAAUUUAAGGUUUCUAGAGACGCCAUAAACCGAGAGCUAUUGCCCUAAGGCAUGGGGGCUUCUUGUUAUGGGUCUAAAAUUUUGAAUUGUGACUUUAAUCUAUGUUUCCUACCCCAAUGAAAAGUUCGAUCCAUAAAUUAG